AUACACAUACAUAGGUUGCUCACAGCAACCCGUGAAUUGCGUCUGCUAUAUUUUUCUCUUAUCGUAUAAUUCAACCCCGAUCGGAAAAGUAAGCGACCGAUUUGGUGGGCAUUACGACCGGAAAAACCUGUAAUAAUGACGACGCACCCAAGACAACAGCCACAACAGGACGUGCAGAUCUCGAUGGGUGGAUCCGGAGGUGGUUCCGGCGAUGGAGUGCCGGAGAGAUUGCCGCCGAUUAGCGUGGAGGGACAGCGCUUCCCGUACUGCAUCGUUUGGACUCCCAUUCCGGUGCUCACCUGGCUGCUGCCCAUGAUCGGUCACAUGGGCAUUUGCACCUCGGCCGGAGUGAUCCGUGACUUUGCCGGUCCCUACUUUGUCUCCGAGGACAACAUGGCCUUUGGGCGACCCACCCGCUAUUUGAGAUUGCAUCCCAAGUACGUGGAGGGCGGCAGCUAUGCCUGGGACGAGGCCGUGUCCAAGGCAUCCGUGCUCUACGGCACCCGCAUCCACAACAUCUUCUGCGACAACUGCCACUCGCAUGUGGCCACCGCGCUCAUAAACAUGCGCUACAAGAACACAACCGUAUGGAACAUGCUCAUCCUCAGCAUGUGGCUCUUCGUCUGCGGACGCUACGUCGGAAUCGGUGGCUUCAUCAAGACCUGGCUGCCGUUUGCCAUUCUCCUGACCAUUUGCAUACUGCUAGGCGUCUACUUUUAGUGGUUAAGACUACGUUUAUUUUAUAUUCGUCAUGUAGUUUCUAAUUAAAUUCAUGUUAAAGUGUGUAGUUAAUUGAAGGAAAUGUAAACCAUUAAAAAGUGGAAUGGCAAAACAGCAUAGUUCAGUGGAUAGUUUGGCAUCAACGCGUUAUCUAUGUAUGUAUGUAUGUAAAUAAGUGCAAUAAAUGAUUUCAUAUCAUAUGGCAGAUAAGAAA
Drosophila elegans is the source of this 934-nucleotide messenger RNA. RefSeq names its product transmembrane protein 222. The transcript has 2 exons. Bases 136 to 720 code for a protein of 194 amino acids. NCBI's taxonomy places the organism in Eukaryota, Metazoa, Arthropoda, Insecta, Diptera, Drosophilidae. The record is from RefSeq and is a predicted model, not a curated record.